Dermatophagoides farinae (American house dust mite) is the source of this 2743-nucleotide messenger RNA. RefSeq lists its product as uncharacterized. The record is from RefSeq and is a predicted model, not a curated record. Lineage: Eukaryota; Metazoa; Arthropoda; Arachnida; Sarcoptiformes; Pyroglyphidae.
CUUCAAUCAACAGUGUAACCCAGAAAACAACAAGAAAUGAAGAAAAGAAAAUGAAAAGAAUCACAACGGGUAAAUAUCCUGGUAGCCUGAAUAUUUAAGAUUGUAUCAUCAUCCUCAUCAUAAAACAUGGAAUAUGAUCACAGCGAAGAAAAAUUGACUUUAUUUUAUUACAAUUGGUUGCACACGAAAAGAUGUUUUCUAUCAAUAAAUCUCUCCACAUAAAUAAUACAAUAGUUUGGCUGGUUUUUUGUUUUGUUUCUAUUUCAAUGAUUUUGGGCAAAAAUGAAUAUACGGUCAUGUCAUUUUCUCUUUUUUGGUGUUUGGCAACAUUUUCCUUUUGACGAAACGAAUUUAAAAUCUUGAAAUCAAUCACACACCUUAAAUUUGAAAGAAAAGGGAAAAAUCGACACACAUGAACCUGAACAUUUAAGUAUGUCAAUCAUUGUGUUCUGUUUGUCUAUGUGUUGGAUGAAGAAUACACUAUCAUUAUCAUCAUGGGAUUUCUUUCAGGUUGAAAAAGGUAAAAACACUAGAUCGUCAUUUGUCAUUCAUUCAACAUGACUGGAUGAUUUGUUUCGAUUUUUGUUUCUCUGUUUCGCGUUUUCAAUUAUCUUGAUUACACAUUCGUUUCAGCAAAAGAAAGGAAAAAUUACUAUUUACCUAAUUCGGUUAACACCGCAUUGGUUGUGAUUAUCACCAAUUCGUAUGUAAAGAAAAAGUGUUGCAAAUUUCACUUGAUUCCAUUCGAUACAUGAACCAUUCUGAUGGGAAUCCUAAUUAAUCCUAAUUCAUCAAUAAUUGUCGUGAUAUUAUCAUCAUCAUUUUUAUCAAUAAUAAAUGAAUCGACAGCUAUUCAUUACGGUGGCCAUCAUCGACAAAAACAACAACAACAACAACAACAUCAUCAUCAUCAUCAUCAUGGAACCAGACAUUAUCCCAAAUGCAUGCAUGACGAUUGGCACACAAACACACCAUCAUUACGAUCAUCGACAAAAAUACCAUUCAUUUGGCCACAUGAUAUUACAACAUUAGACUCGAAUCAUGACCAUCAUGACCAUCAUCAUCACGAGGAAUUGACACCAUUACGACUGGAAUACACAUUACCACCGGUAUUUGAUCAACGACAAAUCAUACUAAAUGAAGAGGACAUAUUUGAGCCACACACAGAUAUACAGAAUACUAAUAAAAAUACAUUGAUGGCACCAUAUCAACAAUUUACAUCAUCCAUCCAUCAUCAUCAUCAUCAUCAUCACAAACAUCGACCUCGUCAUCUGGUUGGGACGACGCUCCAAAUUCCAAUAUAUUUCGAAUUGAAAAAAUUUCAUCAAAUUUGAAAAAGAAAAGAAAGAAAAUAUUCGACAAUAGCCAUAAUCAUCAUCAACAAAAACCAAUGAUGAAACAAGUUUAUUAUCCGGAAAUUUUGUCACCAAACUAUUCGAAAGUGAAUAAAAUUAUUGUGAUUGAAGAAACCGAUGUUACUGGUGAUAAACAUAACAACAACAAUGGCUCCGAUCUGUUUAUCGAUUCGAAUGUAACCAAACAGAUUGUACAAUCCAUACUGGAUUCAAACCGUGGUUUUAAUGAUAAAAAUUCCAACAAGAAUUAUCAAGAAAAAUCCAAUGAUUAUCAUCGAUCCGAACCAACAACACAACCAUUACUACUGUCAACCAUGAUUUAUGAUCAUCCACUACGUCAAUCAUUACCGCCGAUAUCAACAAUCAAAGAUUUACAUGAUCGACUGAAUGAGACAUUGCUGUUACGAAAUACUGAUUUUGGUAAUGUUACAAUCGAAUUGGCCAACAAUAACACUGGCAGUGAUUAUUAUCAUAAUUUGACAAUGAUUACACCAUAUAAAAGUUAUAAUCUCUCUACGAUAACAUUUCAAACAAACACCAGUAAUGAUCCAAGUUCCAUGACAUUUGUCAAUGAUCAAUUGACGAUGAAAAAUACCCGUUGGUUACCACCACCACCACCACCACCACCACGACAAACAAACCAAUCGAUUCCAAUCAACAAAUCAUCCGACGAACAAUUAGUGUCCAGUGGAAGCACAAAUCAAGAAUGGUUAUCGUCAACAACUUCACCACCAGUGUUUUAUUUUACCAGUGAACGUGAUGCUGUAUUGUUACCGACACCACCGACCAUGGUGUCCACACGUCCAUCAACAUUCUAUCAACGAAAAUCAAAUUCAAAAAGUUUUCAUCAUCAUCACAAUCCUCGUCAACAACAGGAACAGCAUAAAAAUGGUGAUCAUUUCGAUACGAUCAAAACGAAUCAACAGGCAGAAUUGGAUAUUGGCAAAUUGGGCAGUAUAAUCAUUGCUUUCUGCAUAUCAAUACUGAUGUUGAUUGGUAUCAUAGUGAUGUUUCUACAUAAGGAUUGUUUUUCCAAUCAUUUUCUUCCCAAUAACAAUGUCCGAAAUGUACAAACAUCUUCAUCUGAUAAUCAUGAAAAUGAUAAUCAACCGCAAUCAGCCAGUUUUGACAAUCAGCAAUCAACAAUGGAAUCUAUGAAUCAGUCAACGGCUGACCCUACUAAUCAGUCGCCACCAGCACCAGCACCACCACCGCCACCACCACCACCACCAGCGCCAGCACCAAAACCAAGUCAACAUAGGAUACAACAAAUAAUGGGCAUUAAAAGUAUUGGCGAUUUCAAUGAUAAAAAAUGUCGGCAUUAUUUUUCUCGAGCACAUCGAUGGGUUCCUAAACGGCCUCCAUUACCGACGGAUCUUGUUUAUUGA